Saccharomyces mikatae IFO 1815 is the source of this 1977-nucleotide messenger RNA. It is a transcript of the gene LAG2, whose product is annotated as Lag2p. Bases 1 to 1977 code for a protein of 658 amino acids. The record is from RefSeq and is a predicted model, not a curated record. NCBI's taxonomy places the organism in Eukaryota, Fungi, Ascomycota, Saccharomycetes, Saccharomycetales, Saccharomycetaceae. The transcript has a single exon.
AUGAGUCAGGCCAUCAGUAAACUAAUUGAGCAAUAUCGCUGCACCAAAGAUAAUGACCUUAAGUAUAUGCUUUUGAGGCGGGACUUCGAAAUCAAAGACAUAGAGGAAGAGCUGCUCCCUCUUAUUAAUGAUUUGCUGCUCCCGAUAUUGGUCGAAGAACAAGACAUGGAAAUUCUUAACCUAGUAUCGUUUCAAGUGUUCCCUAAUGUAGUUCUUUGUAUGAUUAACAAUUCUAUUCCUAGUCAGUUGAAAUGGUUAACGAGCUUGGUGUGGAACCCUCUAUUGGAUCAGAGUAUGGUCCAUGCUGAUCGGUCAUUUGUUUUGAUCGAGACGCUAAGAAAUAUACUGCAAAAAAUUGAAAAAGCUUCUCCUCAAGGCUACCGCCAGCCAGUAACCCAUUCACUAGAGUUUAUUUCCAAAUUUAUUGUCGAAAUGAAAAGGCAUAUGUGUGAGAUUGAUGCUGCUCAGCUUUCACAUUCUCUUUCUGAAAGCAAUAUGCUAAUUUACAUAGAAUCUCUAGAUUUGCUAUUGAAGUUAAAUCUCUUUUCAGACGCGACAUGCCCCCCAUCAAUGGCCAAGUUGCCUUUUAGCAUUUUGAAUGACGUUUUCACUAUUGCACAAGAUUAUUCAGCCACUAAUACAAAUGAAAGUAUUGAUAAGAUUACUGAGAAACUAUUCUUGACCUCCACGCAAUUAGCUCAUCCGAUGGACCUGGAAAAGCUAUGCCUCAAAAUUAACUACAGUACUUUAUCAGUGAUUUCUCGAAUAUGGUAUAAGUUUGGUCCCAUAGUUAAUGGACUGUUUGCUGAUCGUCUGUUACCGAUUAUAUCUUCCUCAGCAAUCGUUGAAGAGUGUAGUGUCGAGGAAAUUCUGGAGAUAAUCUAUAACUUCCAUCCAUAUUUUUCAAUUCGUAGACUAAAGGAUAACAGUCCUCUACUAUCGGAGUCUACCAUUAACCAGCUAAGAGAAGGCUUGUUUAGUAUGCUAAGCGGAUUAAACGACUCGUUGAAAAGAGAGCAAAAUGAAAGACUCCAUAGUGACAGCCAAUCGGUCGACGAUGACGACGGUAUUGUUUCAGAUAACGAUCCUGAGCAACAAGCAUACCUCGAGGAACUCAUAUCAGAUGAUUACGAUGAAAACAUGUAUAACAGUGAUACAGAUAACGAAAAUGCAGAUGGUUCAAACCUUGAAGGAAAUGACGAACCUACCAAGGAUAGUAUUGAAACGAACAAAAUUCUUUCAAUAUUUGCUGAGUUGCACUAUCCUCAAGAGGAACGGUUUUCUGAAUUACUCACUGAACUGCAGGCUAAAAUCACCAUAAGUUCAUCUUUUAUCGAUAAGAUCCUUUCGCAAGAGGCAAUCGCAUUAUCUACUUGCGGUGGGGAAAUCGCUGAUUUGAACGAAAUCUUAAAUGAAGUGAAAAGUAACAAACUUACAAGAAAGAACGCUAUUUUUCAUACACUAACACAUACUUUGUCAUUACAAUCUUGCUCCGAAUUGGCCGACUUACAGCUAUCAGUAGAAGUUAUUGAUCAUUUAUUGGUUAAAAACCACUCAAAUAACAUCAACCGAGAUGAGCAGUUCCAAUUGAUCAAGUUGAUACUCCCUCAUCUUAAGACCAAUAAAUCUUUUAUUGACACACUAAAAGCAGGAAACUAUACCCAAAAAAUUGAUGAAGGGGUGACUUUGAGAACAAUGAUUCUUUCUCUACUACUGCAAUUACUUCCAUUGGAUUACUCUAUGCUCGGUGAAAUACUGCCCACUAUCAGUAGAUAUUCUGUGAGGGACAAGGAUCUCACGGUAAGAGAUUUAUCCUUACAGUUACUUAAUCAAAUCCUAAGCAUAUAUUAUAAUUACCUAAUUGGUAUCGAUUGGGACUGGUAUAACAACAAUUUUUAUCAAGUUUUGCAAGAAAAUUGUACAAAAAAAGACAUAGAUACCAACAUUUUGCAAAAAUACCCCCCCUAUUUCCCCUAG